GCUGAGGCGCCGGCGCACGAAGCCGCCUCGGGUUGGGAGCCGGGGCCGCUGCCGCCGCCAUGGCGUCUACCGCCGCCUUGCGCUGGCUCCACUGGGGCGCGUGCCUGCUGCUGCUGGCCGGGCCCGCCGCCUCGUCUUCCUCUUGGGCCAGCCCAGCGGAGAAGAGCGGCGGCGGCGGCGGGGCGAGGGCGGCGGGUGGCCGCGGCAGGGAUGCCGACCCCGGCGGGGCCCAACCUGACGAGCAGCACCAGCACGACUCCUCGUACGGCACCUUCGCCAGCGAGUUCUACGACAUGCGCUUCCUCUCCGACGAGGGUUAUCCUUUCCCUACUGCUCCUCCAGUGGAUCCAUUUGCAAAAAUUAGAGUGGAUGACUGUGGGAAAACAAAAGGAUGCUUUAGGUAUGGUAAACCAGGAUGUAACGCAGAGACUUGCGAUUACUUUCUUAGCUAUCGCAGAAUAGGAGCUGACAUAGAGUUUGAGUUGAGUGCUGAGACAGAUGGCUGGGUAGCUGUGGGAUUUUCCUCUGAUAAGAAAAUGGGUGGCGAUGAUGUCAUGGCCUGUGUUCAUGAUGACAAUGGAAGAGUCAGAAUACAUCAUUUCUACAAUGUUGGUCAGUGGGCAAAGGAGAUCCAGAGGAAUCCUGCCAGAGAUGAAGAAGGUAUUUUUGAAAACAACCGUGUAACAUGUCGAUUCAAGCGUCCUGUGAAGGUUCCCAGGGAUGAAACUAUUGUAGAUCUUCAUCUGAGCUGGUACUAUUUAUUUGCUUGGGGCCCAGCAAUUCAGGGUUCUAUAACUCGGCACGACAUUGACUCUCCACCUGUCUCAGAGCAUGUGGUCAGUAUUUACAAGUAUGAAGAUAUUUUUAUGCCAUCAGCUGCCUAUCAGACCUUCUCUUCUCCAUUCUGCUUGUUGCUAAUCGUUGCAUUGACAUUUUAUUUAUUGAUGGGAACCCCAUGACGGCAGUGAAGAAACCAUUUGUUAGCUCAGGACAGGAGCUUUUUCUGUUGGAACUGGUAUCACUGGACACUUAGUUAUUCAAUGACAGCUUGAACUCCUUGGAUGACUGAAAUAAGUGAACUCGCUGUUGCCUGAGCCAUAGAUGUGUGCCAAAUAAUCAUAACAUUUGAAAAUAAUCAAGGAACAGUUGUAACUGACUGAACAUUUUUAGUAAAUAUAUAGGUUGUUUCAUGAGAGAUUUAGUCUGUGUUCCUAUUUCUUACAAGGGAGUAAAUCCAAAGAACACAGUGUUACUUCUAAGUAAAUAUACAAACGAUUGCACUGUUACAACUAUGGGUGUGAUGGUGGCAUAUUAUGAGAAGCAUGUACAAUUCCAUUUCCUAACUAAAUUGCAUUUCAUUGAAAAAAUAAAAAUUAGAGAUGUAUCAUAUUCUAUGAGGUUAUUUAGGUAACAUGUGGGAAUAUUUAAACAGUUACACUUUAGGUAACUGAUUCCAAAGUCAGAAUAAUUUUAUUUAAUAAAGUUUUUAACUUACCAAGCAAAAUUGUGUAUAGGCUUAAAUAUUUUCAGGGCUCCAAAACAAGCCAUCAUUAAAAUUAUCUUUUUGAAAAUGCUAUAAAAUAAUUAACAUUCUGUAUAAAAUGUGACUUUGCUAUCUGAAGAAGCCACCAACAGACCAGUUUAAGAAAGUGGCUGCAUUUCUACUGGUUUCUUAAGAAACUAUGCUCCUGGUAAGGGGGAGUAGUGUCAGUAAGUCAGUGUGAUGUAGUGGUUAGAGUGUUGGACUGUGACCUGGGAGACCAGGGUUCAAACCCCCACAUAGCCAUGAAGCUCACUGGGUGAUCUUGGGCCUGUCACUGCCUCUCAGCCUCAAAGGAAGGCAAUGGUAAACCCCGUCUGAAUACCACUUACCAUGAAAACCCUAUUCAUAGGGUUGCCAUAAGUCGGAAUCGACUUGAAGGUAGUACAUUUACGUUUUUUAAGGGCAGCUGAGAGAUUGUUUGGAUUCUCUGGAACUUCCUUUCUCUGCAGGCAGAGAAGGAAGCCCACCCACACUGGCUGCCUUGUUGUAGUGAUGGAAAUCUCUACCACCAUUGCUCCUGCACUGUUGUUGCUCUGACAGGGAUAGGGGCUGAAAAGGGCAUGACAGAUUGGAGAAGGCCUUCGGUCAGCAGAAACAAAGGUCCUCUCAUUCCCCAAUGAGGGAGAAAAACUACACCAGCCCUGUGUUGGCAUAAGUAAUUUCCUCUCCCAUUGAAGUGAAAUAUUUUAAUAAGUCUUGACAGAGAAAAAAAGAAAAGAAAAAAAGGCAUUCACCCCCACCUGUGGCCCUGGCUAACACAAGCCCAGUAGGGCCUGGGAAGUGAUAGCUCCUCUACCCAUAGAUCCUUCCCCCGGCCUCCCCCAAAUAUUCUGCCCAUAGACAAAACUGCCAUUGGAAAGGUUUUCAUACAAGUAUACAAGAAAGUGAAAAUAAUAGCUAAGUUUCCAGUAUGAGAGCACAUUUUCUGGAAAAAGCACUAUACGAGGUAACUUAAAAGAUGUUUAUAUGUGUGUAUAUUUUGACACAAUUUGUGUUCAGUUUCUUACGUAUGCAUAAAUAUGAAGUAAGUGAAUGAAGAAAAAUACCUUCUUAUUUUGUAUUUUUCCUUAAAUUGAAAUGAUGUCUCCAAGAGUAAGGAAAUAUAAUUUGUUGUAGACAUGGAAUCAAUAGAAAGUAAAUGAAGGAGCCACUUGUUCCUCAGAACCAUGAAUUAACUAAAAAGGAAUUCCAAUGUGUAUUUCUACAAAAUUCAUGGAAACAUAAAAAGAGGUUGGUAUUAUGUCAGAUUUACUAUGUGAAAUAUAAGUGCCAAA
Messenger RNA from Rhineura floridana, 2817 nucleotides. It is a transcript of the gene FRRS1L, whose product is annotated as ferric chelate reductase 1 like. The record is from RefSeq and is a predicted model, not a curated record. The transcript is spliced from 5 exons. The coding region runs from base 60 to 959 and encodes 299 amino acids. NCBI's taxonomy places the organism in Eukaryota, Metazoa, Chordata, Lepidosauria, Squamata, Rhineuridae. Gene Ontology annotation, biological process: regulation of glutamate receptor signaling pathway.